This is a messenger RNA of Hibiscus syriacus, 3099 nucleotides long. RefSeq names its product ATP-dependent Clp protease ATP-binding subunit ClpA homolog CD4B, chloroplastic-like. Bases 31 to 2799 code for a protein of 922 amino acids. Gene Ontology annotation, molecular function: ATP binding; protein binding; ATP hydrolysis activity. The transcript is spliced from 9 exons. The record is from RefSeq and is a predicted model, not a curated record. NCBI's taxonomy places the organism in Eukaryota, Viridiplantae, Streptophyta, Magnoliopsida, Malvales, Malvaceae. Gene Ontology annotation, cellular component: cytoplasm. Gene Ontology annotation, biological process: cellular response to heat.
UUAAUUACCAAAUGCAGAUUGCUUAGGGUGAUGGCUAAGUUUCUGGCUCAGUCGAAUAUGGUUCCUGCUCUAGUUGCUAGUUGGAGUCAUGGUCCGUCCAAAGAAUCUGGAAAGCUGAAGAGGUCUAUCAAAAUGAUGUGCAGUUUACAAACUCCUGUAUUGAAGAUGAGGAGUUUCUCUGGGUUGCGUGGUUCUAAUUCUUUAGAUAAUAUGGUCAGCUUGGGACACGAUUUCCAUUCUAAGGUUGCACUUUCAGUAUCUUCACGACGAGGAAGGGGUAGCAGAUGUGUACCAAAAGCCAUGUUUGAGCGCUUUACGGAGAAAGCGAUUAAAGUGAUUAUGCUGGCCCAAGAGGAAGCUAGACGGCUCGGCCAUAAUUUUGUUGGUACUGAGCAAAUCUUAUUGGGUCUUAUUGGUGAGGGUACUGGCAUUGCCGCAAAAGUUCUUAAAUCCAUGGGAAUCAAUCUUAAAGAUGUGCGAGUAGAAGUGGAGAAGAUAAUCGGAAGGGGCAGUGGGUUUGUUGCUGUGGAGAUUCCAUUUACUCCUCGUGCAAAGCGUGUUCUGGAACUCUCAUUGGAAGAAGCCCGCCAGCUUGGCCAUAAUUAUAUUGGAUCAGAACAUAUUCUUCUUGGGUUGCUUCGUGAAGGUGAGGGAGUAGCAGCCCAAGUUCUUGAGAGUUUAGGUGCUGACCCAAGUAAUAUCCGCACACAAGUUAUUCGUAUGGUUGGUGAGGGCAAUGAAGUUAAUGUUGUUUCUGGAGGAGCAAGUGGCAACACAAAGAUGCCAACACUUGAAGAAUAUGGAACUAAUUUGACUAAACUAGCUGAGGAGGGAAAAUUAGAUCCCGUGGUUGGAAGGCAGGAUCAAAUAGAACGUGUUGUCCAAAUAUUGGGUAGACGGACCAAAAACAACCCGUGUCUAAUUGGAGAACCUGGUGUUGGAAAAACAGCUAUUGCAGAAGGUCUUGCUCAACGUAUUGCUAGUGGUGAUGUUCCUGAUACAAUUGAGGGAAAGAAGGUUAUUACACUUGAUAUGGGUCUUCUUGUUGCUGGAACAAAAUAUCGUGGAGAAUUUGAGGAAAGAUUGAAAAAGCUAAUGGAGGAAAUCAAGCAAAGUGAUGAAAUAAUAUUGUUUAUUGAUGAGGUGCACACUUUAAUUGGAGCAGGUGCUGCAGAAGGUGCUAUUGAUGCUGCUAACAUCUUAAAGCCAGCACUUGCAAGAGGUGAAUUGCAGUGUAUUGGAGCUACAACGCUCGAUGAAUACAGAAAGCAUAUUGAGAAAGACCCAGCUUUGGAAAGAAGAUUCCAGCCGGUGAAAGUGCCUGAACCAUCUGUGGAUGAAACUAUACAGAUUUUGAAAGGUUUGCGAGAACGCUAUGAGAUUCACCACAAGCUUCGUUACACAGAUGAGGCCUUGAUUUUUGCUGCACAACUGUCACACCAGUACAUUAGUGACCGUUUUCUACCUGAUAAAGCAAUUGACUUGAUUGAUGAAGCUGGUUCUCGUGUUCGCCUUCGUCAUGCACAGCUCCCUGAGGAAGCUAAAGAGCUUGAAAAUGAGCUCAGGCAGAUCACAAAGUCCAAGAAUGAAGCAGUUCGCGGCCAGGACUUUGAGAAGGCUGGGGAAUUACGUGAUCGAGAAAUUGAGCUUAGGGCUCAGAUUACUGCAAUCCAAGAGAAAGACAAUGAGAUGAAUAAGGCCGAGGCAGAGGCCGGGGAUGGAGGCCCUGUUGUGACUGAGAUGGACAUUCAGCAUAUAGUCUCGUCGUGGACUGGUAUUCCUGUUGAGAAAGUAUCAACUGAUGAAUCUGACCGUCUUCUUCAGAUGGAAGAGACUCUUCAUAAGCGAGUCAUUGGUCAGGAUGAAGCUGUCAUUGCCAUUAGUCGUGCUAUUCGACGUGCCCGUGUUGGUCUCAAGAACCCCAAUCGGCCAAUUGCUAGCUUCAUCUUUUCUGGACCAACUGGUGUAGGAAAGUCGGAACUAGCAAAGGCUCUAGCAGCUUACUAUUUUGGCUCUGAAGAAGCUAUGAUUCGACUUGAUAUGAGUGAGUUCAUGGAGAGGCACACAGUGUCCAAACUCAUCGGUUCACCUCCUGGGUAUGUUGGUUACACUGAGGGUGGUCAGCUAACGGAGGCUGUUAGAAGACGACCAUACACUUUAGUGCUUUUCGAUGAGAUUGAGAAGGCCCAUCCCGAUGUCUUCAACAUGAUGCUUCAGAUACUCGAGGAUGGAAGGUUGACCGACAGCAAAGGAAGAACUGUGGAUUUCAAGAAUACCCUUCUGAUAAUGACAUCUAAUGUUGGAAGCAGUGUGAUUGAGAAGGGUGGCCGACGGAUUGGUUUUGAUCUUGAUUUCGAUGAGAAAGACAGCAGUUACAAUAGAAUAAAGAGCUUGGUGACAGAAGAACUGAAACAAUAUUUCCGGCCCGAGUUCUUGAAUAGAUUGGAUGAUAUGAUUGUUUUCAGGCAGCUCACCAAGUUGGAAGUUAAGGAGAUCGCUGAUAUAAUGCUUAAGGAGGUAUUUGACAGGCUUAAAGACAAAGAGAUAGAGCUUCAAGUGACUGAAAGGCUUAGAGAGAGGGUUGUGGAUGAAGGAUACAACCCGAGCUAUGGUGCGAGGCCUUUGAGAAGAGCCAUUAUGAGGCUUCUCGAGGACAGCAUGGCCGAGAAAAUGCUUGCUAGGGAAAUCAAGGAGGGUGAUUCAGUUAUUGUGGAUGUCGACUCAGAUGGCAACGUUACGGUUCUUAAUGGUAGAAGCGGUGCUCCCGAGUCACUGGCUGAUCCAUUUCCAGUAGUUUAACCAAAUAACCGUUUUGAUCCAAUUCAGUCUCUCUCUCUCUCUCUCUCUCUCUCUCUGAAAGGACUACCUGAUAGUUGAUUUUGAAGUUUUUGAUUGCUUGCCUAAGGUCAUUGAAGUAUUUCUUACACUUGAAUCCCCUUCAUAGUUGGAAGGGGCAAAGUAGCGUUAGUUCGACAGCGAACUUCACAAUAGAAUUUAUUGAUGAUUUUGUUUUAAGAUCAUGGAAAAUUGUCUUUAUUUAGGAUCAAUGUCAUGUACGUAUAAUUUUGUUUUAAGAUCAUGGCCCAUUUCUACUCCCUC